AUGGACGGGGGGCGGGCGGAGGUGCGGAGCGGCACGGCCGCAUGGGCUGUUCUCGUGGUCGCCAGCGUCAUUUUUGCCCUCCUCCUCGCCAGCUUCAUUGCGCGCUGCGUGCUUGGCGCCCGGGGAGCCGCCUCCCGCCGCCGCCACACGCUGCUGCUGAUUGGGCUCUGCGGAAGUGGGAAGACGACGCUGUUCGCACAGCUGGUCGCGCAGAAGCGUGUCUCCACGCGAACGAGCAUGGAGCCCAAUCGUGCAGCCAUGCGGCGGCGCACACCCGCUAGUAGCACGGAGAAAGGGGUGUCUUCGCCCGCCGCUCCGUCGAUGUUUGCAAGCGGCGCGGACGCGUCUGUGCUGGUUGUAGACUUUCCUGGGCACCGUCGCCUGCGCGGGUUGCUCUUGCCCGCACUCGAGGAGGCGAAGAACGUUGUUGUGGUGGUGGACGCCGUGACCAUUCAGGACGACCGCCAUGAGGGCGCCCAGGCGCUCGCGGAGCUGCUUCUCUCUGUCUUUACCUCCUCAGCGUUUUACGGUGUUCAGCGUGUACUGGUGCUGUGCACAAAGCGGGAUGAGCUGACGAGCUACUCCGCCAAGGCGGUACGGAAGCUGCUCGAGGCGGAGCUCACCCGCUGCAUCGCCUCGCGCCAGGGUGGCCUGCAGAGCCUUGACAGCAUCCUCAACUCGGACGGGGUUGUGGUGGGGCGCAGCAAAAAUAAACCGGUCGGUGGCAGAGGCAGCGGCGGCAGGAAUCGCCGCGCCCACCAACUAUCGCUGGGCGACGGCGGCAGGUUUACCUUCGACGCCUUUCCCGUCCCUGUGCGGUUUGCGGAUGCCUCCGCCAUGGUGGAUCCGGCGCGGCACCCGUUCAACGUGGACGCCGUCUGGGACUUCGUGGAGGGGCGCAUCUGA
Molecule: messenger RNA, 906 nt
Organism: Trypanosoma conorhini
Lineage: Eukaryota; Euglenozoa; Kinetoplastea; Trypanosomatida; Trypanosomatidae
Product: signal recognition particle receptor subunit beta
Exons: 1
Coding region: 1-906 (301 amino acids)
Source: RefSeq, a predicted model, not a curated record